AGAGAUAUAGAAGUACAUAUACCAUGACAUAGACACUCUCAUGGACCUGUUAUACUAUGGAGCUCUAUUUAGUUGUUUUUUUAAGCCUUUCAGUUUCAAAGUUGCGGCUUUAGUCCCUAUGUUAAGCUGAUGAAGACGACAAAGCACAAAGAAGCAAGCAUAUUCCCAUUUUUCUGCAACUUUCAAAUCUUUUAUCUUUAGAUUCUAUCCCCUCUCUCUCUCUCUCUUAAAGAUUAUCCCAUUUCAGCUCUUGCUCUAUUGAACCCUAAAGUAAAGUUUGUUCCUUGAUCUACUUUUGCAUGCUGAUCAGAACAUGCAUUGUAAAGAUUGUGCAAAGUGGGAUUGCAUUCUGCAGAGAUGUCGUUCAGUGAAGAUACAGAAGAUCUGCAUGAUGACGGAUUUAAGGGGUCACAUGAUGAGCACGACAUUUUUAUGAAGGUUUUCUUUGGAAAUGAUGGUGGCAGCACAAGUAAAAAGCAUCUUAUUACCGGUGUACUUAAUUUUGAAUCUAAGCAAAGCAAGAAAUUAGAUAAAUCACUGUGUUCUAAUAGUGCAAACUCGGCAGUAACAAGCUGGUCUUGCUCAAAAAAAUUAUACCAGGAGGAUACUAAUGCAGUAAUUGAGAGUUCUGGUGGAGUUUCUGCGUUAGGUAGCUUUCCUGAAAGAUUUAGUCUGGCAGAGAGAGAUGACCUGAAUGGGAGUGUCAAGCGAAUGAAGUUUUCGGCGGCUGAAGUUUCUAGGGGUAAAGCAGAAAGGAGAACGAUUUCAAAUGCACCAUUGCAGCAGAACAAAAUUAUUACUGGCUUGUCUUCGACGCCUAUGAAUUCUGUUUGCCAAAUAGUUACGCACCAUUUAAUUGAAUCAUCGUCCAUGGGGGUUACAUCUAGUUCCGGUCUGUUGAAGCGGCAUGUUGGUAAGGGCAGAGGUAAAGCUAUGGCUUCACCUGUCUUGCAGGAGAGUUUUGCAUCAAAGCUUGUGGUUUCUAGUCCCGCCACUGGCACGGAGAAGUUCAAGUCUCCUUUAUGUGAAGAGGAAGGACUUGGUGGAUUUCAAUCAUAUGGAGUGGGGGAUUGCGAUAUUUUCGGGGAACUGGACUCUAAGAAGGAUCCUCGUCCUCUUCUUCAGCGCCCUGUUUUUAACAUACUAAGAAGAGCAGGCUGGUCUAUUGAGAGACGUAAAAGACCCUGCCGGACUUAUGUGGAAACAGUUUACAGAUCACCCGAGGGGAGGCUAUUUCGUGAAUUCCCUAAUGUUUGGAGGUUUUUUGGCCAGGUUCUGUUGACGAAUAGUCACAACUUCACGGUGGAUAAUUCUGGCAAGAAAUGGACUGAUAUGGACCAGUUCUGGUCUGAUCUAUUAGAUUUGUUGAUGAGAAUCGAGAAAGAAUGUAACCAACCCAACCUUCCUCAUACAUUGGCUCAUUAUUGGACUAUAUUAGACCCCUUUGUAAAUGUUGUAUUCGUUAACAGGAAGAUCGGUUCAUUAAGAAAGGGCGAUGAGGUUAAAGCAGUGAGCAGUUUAGCUAUUCAAAAGAACAAGAAAAAUGAUGCUGUUUUAGUGCGGAGAAAGAACAUUACUAAAAAAAGGUUAUGUUCUCAGGGGCAUAUGCCAACUCAGCUUUGUGAUUAUUCUCUGGCUGCUGAAAGCUCAUUGACAGCUUUUGAGAGGAGUUACGAUACCUGUAAUGGGCUAUCUGGCAAUGGAAGUUUGUCAAAAUUCUAUGACAAAAUGAGUAGUGGGGCAGUGAAAGGUCUGGAAGGUUUAUCUGUUUAUACAACUGACCAAGUAGAUACUGCCACCAGGUCAGAAACUUUUGAUCGCAAGUUUAACGGUCGGAAUAUGGCUUCAUCAUAUGUUUUUGGGUCGGGUAGCACCUAUGGCCAGCUAGGCAGUUCUAAGUAUAUUGAUCGUGCUGCUUCUGGAGAUGUUUCUGACGUACUUCAGGGUUCUGAAUCUGCCACCACUUACCAAUAUAGCAACACAAGCUCUCCAAAUUCCGAGAAACAAAUUUCUGAAUAUAACAUAAAAGUUCCUAAUGAAGUUCCGGGAGAUGUAUCGUUCAAGUCUUCGGAGAAAAAUGAUAAAACAUCUAGGUAUAAUGAGUACCGGUUUGAGAAGUUCACUGAAGCUCUGAAGUUUGGAACAAAAGAUAUAGGUUCUUCACAAGGUGUUAUUUUGAAAAAGAAGGCAUGCAGGAGAUCCAGAAAGAUAUCUGAACUUAGAUUAGCUGCGUUAAAUCGAAGUGGUAUUUUAUAUUCGUAUACUCCUUAUAUGAAUGAUCAUCAUGACACAGACACAUGCCAGGUUAAGUUAAAUGCAAAAGAGGUCCAAGAAUCCUUUGUAACCACAGGAAACCUAUGCCGGUACUCAUCUUUUGGCUCUUCCCUGCAUCAAGUGGAGAAAAAAGGCUCGAAGUUUAAGAGAUGUGGAAAUCGCGACGGUCCUAAAAACCGAAAAAAGAAAUCAACUAAAUGCCAAAUCCAAGAUGAUGAUCUGUUGGUUUCUGCUAUAAUAAGAAACAAAGACUUAAGCUCGACUGUUACCAGAUCUAAAUUGAAGGCCCCCAAAAAGAGAGCUCGGACCAAGUUCAAGAGCAAGAAGAACCGCUGCAAGUUGCUUCCUCGAGGCAUGGGUAAAGGAGGGAAGCAUAUUACUGAAGUUCAGUUGUAUAAUAUUGGAUCCAGGACAGUGCUCUCCUGGUUGAUCCUAGCUGGGGUUAUUUCUCUGAAUGAUGUCAUCCAAUAUCGGAACCCCAAGGAUGAUUCUAUCAUUAAAGAUGGUCUUGUUUCCUGGGAUGGAAUAACAUGCAGUUGUUGCAGUAGGGUUCUAUCAGUUUCCGAGUUUAAGACUCACGCUGGAUUCAAGUUUAACCGUCCCUGCAUGAAUCUUUUCAUGGAAUCUGGUAAGUCUUUCACUUUAUGUCAGCUGCAGGCAUGGUCUGCGGAGUACAAGACCAGAAAAAAGGGGAUCCAGAAGGUGGAAGAUGAGGCAAAUGAUCAAAACGAUGAUUCCUGUGGCAUAUGUGGGGAUGUCGGUGAACUGAUUUGUUGCGACAACUGCCCAUCUACUUUUCAUCCAGCUUGCUUGUCUAUGGGGGAACUACCAGAAGGCAGUUGGUAUUGCUCGAAUUGCAAUUGUUGGAUAUGUGGCAAUUUUGUUGAUGAUAAAGAUGCUUCGAGUUCACUUGAUCCAUUCAAAUGUUUGCAGUGUGAACACAAAUAUCAUAAGGCAUGCCUGGAUGAUAAAGGUCGGUUUGAAGAAAAGGUUUCUGAUACUUGGUUUUGUGGAGGAAGCUGCAAGGAGAUGCACUCUGGUCUUGGUUCUCGUCUCGGGAUGGUUAAUCACCUCUCUGAUGGCUUUUCUUGGACACUUCUACGAUGCAUUCAUGAAGAUCAGAAAAUUCACUCCGCUCAAAGGCUGGCCCUGAAGGCUGAAUGCAACUCGAAACUGGCCGUUGCUUUGUCUAUCAUGGAAGAAUGCUUUCUGUCUAUGGUUGAUCCGAGAACAGGCGUCGACAUGAUGCCCCAUCUCAUGUACAAUUGGGGGUCGGAAUUUGCACGCUUGAAUUUUUCCGAAUUUUACUCUCUUGUAUUGGAGAAGGAUGAUGUGGUUAUAUCCGUAGCAUCAAUCAGGAUGCAUGGGGUAGCAGUUGCAGAGAUGCCUCUUAUUGCAACUUGCAGCAAGUACCGUCGUCAAGGAAUGUGUCGAAGCCUUAUGAAUGUUAUCGAAGAGCUGCUCAUCUCAUUCAAGGUGGAAAAGCUCGUGACAACUGCCAUUCCGAAUGUAGCGGAAACAUGGACCAAGGGUUUUGGUUUCAAGCCGGUGGAGAACGAGGAAAGAAAAAUUCUUAACAAGAUCAACUUGAUGGUAUUUCCCGGUACGAUACUGCUUUCGAAGCCCUUGUAUCAAUUCAACAAAGCCGAUGGACAAUCAGAAGUUGGCAAUACAUUGUCUUCGCAACAAGAUAAUUCAACAGAACAUUCGAGACACGAAGAAUCAACAGGCGUAGACGUUCAUUCCGUAGGAGAUCAAUUAGCCGAUUCUUUGCAGCUUUUGGAUGAUAACAUUUAUAUAAAUGAAGCUUGUGCUGAAAUAGUCACCGAGUUCGUUGGAGACGACAAUAUACAAGAAUUGGAAAUCAAUGGUAAAACGGAAAUAACCGAUACUGGUGCAGAGGAGCUGUGUAAUAACCCGGCCUUACAAGUUAUGGAAUGGACUAGAGCAGAUAUAGGUAUGAAGGGAAAUCUAGUAGACGGAUCUGUACAAGGCUCUGACCGUAAUUUUUCUCCAGAGAAGCUAGGAUUGAGUUGGAGGACUGGCCUAGAGUCGGUACUUCUCAAGAACCCAACUCCAUGUCCCAAACAAAGGGUUGAUGUGGUGACGACGAUGAAGCUGUCACCGUAACAAAAGCGGAGUUCAUACAGCAAAUGGAUCACCCUCGUCUCGAUGACCAUAGUGCUGACAUGGACAAAGAGGCGGUAAAAGAGGAGAAUGUAAGAGUACUCGAGAUUCCAGGAAGUGGAUUGCAGG
Hibiscus syriacus is the source of this 4530-nucleotide messenger RNA. Its product is annotated as increased DNA methylation 1-like. Gene Ontology annotation, molecular function: acyltransferase activity, transferring groups other than amino-acyl groups. The transcript has 9 exons. Bases 358 to 4404 code for a protein of 1348 amino acids. NCBI's taxonomy places the organism in Eukaryota, Viridiplantae, Streptophyta, Magnoliopsida, Malvales, Malvaceae. The record is from RefSeq and is a predicted model, not a curated record.